AUGGCAACGAACAACAUGAACAACCUCACAACUCUUAUCAAGCGUCUCGAAGCUGCUACAGCUAGACUUGAAGACAUCGCUACCUCGACCAUUGAGCUUCCUCAAGCUGUCACUUCCCUCAACCAAUCUGUUAUAUCGCCGCCUACUGUCGCCAAUGCCUCGCCUCCCCCGCCCCCGCCGCCACAAGCUGUCGCUGCGCCCCAGGCGCCCCCUGAGCCGGUCCCCGAGUCCGUCGAGGAGUUUGACCAGUUCAUAGCUACUUCGGUUGAAAAAUAUGUCAAGAUCAGCGAGCAGCUGGGGGGUCUCAUUGCUGACCAGGCUGCCAAGGUAUUGCAGGGUUUCCAAGCCCAGCGCAACUUCCUACUCAUCACUACCAAGGCCAAGAAGCCUGACCUGAAUGGUGCUGAGAUGGCUGUAUACCAAGACCUCCUUAAACCCAUCAACGAAGCUCUCGUCGCUGUUAGCAACAUCAAGGAGUCCAACCGAGGAUCGGCUGUCUUUAGCCAGCUGAGCGCUGUUGCCGAGGGCAUCAUGGUUCUCGCAUGGGUUACCGUCGAUAACCGUCCCUACAAGCACGUCGAGGACUCACUCGGCUCUGCGCAGUUUUUCGGCAACAGGGUGUUGAAAGAGCAAAAAGACAAGGAUGUGCAGCAGACUGAAUGGGUCCAAGCUUUCUAUCAAGUUUUCCGCGACCUGACCGACUAUGUCAAGCAACACUUCCCCAACGGCAUACCCUGGAACCCUAAGGGGGAGCCUGCUCAGGAAGUCGCCAAGUCUCUGUCCGCUUCUGUUGCUGCCGCUUCCGCCUCUCCUGCUCCCCCCCCCGCUGGCGGCUUGCCCCCUCCACCCCCGCCUCCUGGGCCACCUCCCGUUCUUGAAAUCAAGGAAGAAACGCCGGGCGGAAAAGGUGGAUUGGGCGCUGUCUUUUCCGAGCUGAACAAGGGCGAGGCUGUUACAAAGGGUCUUCGCAAGGUUGACAGAUCGGAAAUGACGCACAAGAACCCGUCGCUUCGAGCAGGUUCGACAGUAUCUGAGCGAGAGGGCUCAGUGCGUGGCAAGAGCCCUGCUCCGGGCAAGAAGCCCAAGCCGGAAAGCAUGCGCGUCAAGAAGCCGCCAAAGAAGGUGCUCGAGGGCAAUAAGUGGACUAUCGAAAACUUUGAAAAGGAGCCUGAGCCUAUCGAGAUCGAUGCAUCCAUCUCCCACUCUAUUUUGAUCAGCAAGUGCAGCAACACCACCAUCAUUGUCAAGGGCAAGGCAAAUGCUGUCACCAUUGAGAAUUCGAGCCGCCUGUCGCUGAUUGUGGAAUCUCUGGUGUCCACGGUGGACGUCAUCAAGUCUCAGAACUUUGCGUUGCAGGUUAUGGGGGCUGUACCGGCUGUAUUGAUGGAUUCAAUUGACGGCGCUCAAGUUUACUUUAGCAAAGAGAGUACGGGGACCAAGAUUUUCUCGAGCAAGUCCUCCGGCAUCAACCUCAACAUUAUUUCAGGGGAAGACGAGGACUACAAGGAAGUGCCCCUGCCAUCGCAAAUCUGCUCCUACUACGAUGAAAGCCAGGGCGACCUCGUUAACGAGAUUGUCAGUCAUUCUGGAUGA
Colletotrichum graminicola M1.001 is the source of this 1593-nucleotide messenger RNA. RefSeq lists its product as uncharacterized. NCBI's taxonomy places the organism in Eukaryota, Fungi, Ascomycota, Sordariomycetes, Glomerellales, Glomerellaceae. The transcript has 5 exons. Gene Ontology annotation, cellular component: cytoplasm. Bases 1 to 1593 code for a protein of 530 amino acids. Gene Ontology annotation, biological process: cytoskeleton organization; regulation of adenylate cyclase activity. The record is from RefSeq and is a predicted model, not a curated record. Gene Ontology annotation, molecular function: adenylate cyclase binding; actin binding.